AUGGCACCAAAAAAACAAAAGGCCCAAAAAGUCUCCUUGGCUACUUUCCUUGGAGAUGACAGCUUAGGAGACUGGGCUGAUGAAGAUAUUGAUUACUCAUCUAUUUCUGUCCCAGUCCAAACUACCAAAUCGACUUUUGAACCUAAUUCCUUCGAAUCAAAACCUUUCGAGAGCCAACGUCCACAAAGAGAAGAAUACCCUGUCCCAGAAGUUCCUCCAUUCAAGGCUAGACUUAACAACUUGUCAUGGGAUGUCACCGAAGAUGAUGUUAUUAACCAUUUUGAAAAUAAUUUGGGUCAAGAAUCUUUCAGUAACUUUUAUGCUCCAAAAGAAGGAGACAGAUUGAAGGGUUUCGCUUUCAUCACUUUCAACACUAAGGAUUUGUUGGUACAAGCUUUGGACAUGUCCGGUAGUGAAUUGAACGGUAGAAGAGUGUAUGUUGCUGUUGCUGCCCCAGAUAGAAAUAACGAUAGAAGACCUCCAAGAGAAGACUUCGAUUGGGGUGCCAGAAGAGGUCCUUUAGCUGCUAGAGAAGACAAUGACUUUGAAAGAAGACCAAGAGGCGAACCAAGGGAAAGACGUGAAGAACAAGACUUCGACUGGGGCGCUAGAAAGGGUCCUUUGGCUGCUAGAGAAGACAACGACUUUGAAAGAAGACCAAGAGGCGAACCAAGAGAAAGACGUGAAGAAAAAGAUUUUGAUUGGGGUGCUAGAAAGGGUCCUUUGGCUGCUAGAGAAGACAAUGACUUUGAAAGAAGACCAAGAGGCGAGCCAAGAGAAAGACGUGAAGAAAAAGAUUUUGAUUGGGGUGCUAGAAAGGGUCCUUUGGCUGCUAGAGAAGACAAUGACUUUGAAAGAAGACCAAGAGGCGAGCCAAGGGAAAGACGUGAAGAAAAAGACUUCGACUGGGGUGCUAGAAAGGGUCCUUUGGCUGCUAGAGAAGACGGCGACUUCGAAAGAAAGCCAAGAAGAGAACCAAGAGAACCAAGAGAAAAGCGUGAGGAGCAAGAUUUCGACUGGGGUGCCAGAAGAGGCCCAUUACCAGCCAAAGAAAAGAGUUCUGGUAGAAGCAAUUCUGGUAGAGGGGGCAAACAAGAAGACAACUUGGAUUGGUCAAGUGCUAGAACUAGUAAAUUUGUUCCAGCUAGAAGAAGUUCCAACAAACCAAAAGAAACUGAAACCAAAGAAGCUAGCCCAGCAAAGCCAGCUAGAUCAAUGUAUGAUGUUUUAGCUGAUCAAAACGACAAUGAAGAAGAUGAAGAAACUGAAGAAUUGACCAAGAAAACUGGUGAAGUUAGUAUUUGA
This is a messenger RNA of Saccharomycopsis crataegensis, 1305 nucleotides long. It is a transcript of the gene TIF3, whose product is annotated as Tif3p. The coding region runs from base 1 to 1305 and encodes 434 amino acids. The transcript is spliced from 2 exons. Gene Ontology annotation, molecular function: mRNA binding. NCBI's taxonomy places the organism in Eukaryota, Fungi, Ascomycota, Saccharomycetes, Ascoideales, Saccharomycopsidaceae. The record is from RefSeq and is a predicted model, not a curated record.